This is a messenger RNA of Angiostrongylus costaricensis, 465 nucleotides long. NCBI's taxonomy places the organism in Eukaryota, Metazoa, Nematoda, Chromadorea, Rhabditida, Metastrongylidae. The record is from the annotation of a GenBank genome assembly.
AUGCUUACUGCAACACUAUCUUUUCCAUUUGGAGUUCUGCUGUAUCUGUUUUACUUGGUUCGACCAGAGACUCUUCCCCUACUUUUGAUCUGCUUCGAGAUGGGCACGUUGGCGAGUCGAGCGUUCUACUCACCGGCCUUGUUCACAUUCCUUUGCCAGACAGUCUUCUUUUACCCGGGUCAGUCUAGCAAUAUCUCCUCGAUCGAUAUCGCUGUUGGAUACAAAGGUUUAUCGUCAUACUCUGCUGCUUUUGUGUUGUUUCAAAUUCUGGGCAACUUCUACGCAACUCCUACUGCUCUAAUUUCAGGUUACUUAUUGAGAGCUCUUCAGAUUACGUUGACUAUAAUUCAGAUACUACAACGACGACAAGCAGUCCAGAGAGGAGUUGAUGUACGGUCAUCUUCUGUCGGCGACUUUACAUCUGCGAUCUGUACUGCUGUGUUCCGCUAUCACUGGAAUGAUUAG